AUGGAUGCCAACUUGAAGCUACAUGCUUUGGAAGGGGAGAUAUUAGAUGAUCCGACUCUCUAUCGAAAGCUCAUAAACACAAUUUUCCAGCCUGAUAUUACGUUUGCAGUAACAAAACUGGCUCAAUUCAUGGCUGACCCUCGCACUCCACAUCUCACUGCAGUUCACCAAGUCCUUUGUUACCUCAAGGCAGCUCUUGGACAAUGCAUUCUCUUUCUCGCAGCAAACAAGUUCAACUUGUCUGUAUAUGCCGAUGCUGAUUGGGGGAGUUGUUUAGAUACGAGAAGAUCAACCACUGGCUACUAUACCUUCUUUGGAGAUUCACUAAUCACAUGGAAGAGUAACGAGCAAUCAGUGGUCUCAAGAAGUUCAAUCGAGGCUGAAUACAAAGCCAUCGCCAAUGCAUCAUGUGAAAUCAUAUAG
Arachis ipaensis is the source of this 423-nucleotide messenger RNA. NCBI's taxonomy places the organism in Eukaryota, Viridiplantae, Streptophyta, Magnoliopsida, Fabales, Fabaceae. The record is from RefSeq and is a predicted model, not a curated record.